Messenger RNA from Cylicostephanus goldi, 872 nucleotides. Lineage: Eukaryota; Metazoa; Nematoda; Chromadorea; Rhabditida; Strongylidae. The record is from the annotation of a GenBank genome assembly.
AUGCUGUCACUCCUCGUCAUUAUCUUUACUGACCACACAUUCGGUUGCCUUUCCACUGUACCAUCACCUGAAACUUUCGCCACCCCUAUUGGCUCUUUGUACAAUACUUUCGCGGCGCAAGCACAGGCAGCAGGACUACCCCAGCCAGCUGCAUUUGCCCAAGCAGCAGGAUUGCCGCAACCAGCUGAGCUUGCUCAAGUAGCAGGCUUUCCGCAGUUAGCUGAGCUUAUCCAGCCCUCCGCUUUACCCCCUAACUCACAGCCUGUUUUACCUACCUUUAAUCAAGCGCAAACUUCGGUGUUGACGAACCCUAACGCUCUCCCGAAUAUGGCACCAGCAGUCCAGGCGAAUGCUCAGUCGCAAGUGGCGCCCUCUACCCAAAAUACAGAGGCGCAACCACAGGUCAACAAUAACCCUAACCCUAAUAACCCUGCUUCACAACAGCAAAGACAACCACAGCAACGACGAAGAGGAAGAAAAGGUCGCAAGAAGCCGAAGAGAAAUGAAGAUGACGAGGAUGAAUAUUAUUAUUAUUACGACGCCCCUCAGGGACAGGGAGAAGGAGACACUGAUUUGCUUUACGACUACUACGAUGGAUCGCAAGUAAAUAAUCAGCCACAGCAAUCACAAGGACAAGAACUCCAAGCAAAUCAACAACAACAGGAAGCACUGCAGUUAGAUGGUCAACAGUCUCAAGGAAACCAACAGCUACAACAGUUAGAAACACAGCAAACACAGUCGCAAAACAAUCGCUUACCUGAAAGAAAUCGGCAUGUGUGUAUCAGCCCUCGAGACAAUGAGGUGAGAUUUCCAUUAUGGACUCAAAAGCAAUGCCAAUCAACUCAACCUCUGCUAAUUCACUUUAUUUGAUA